Molecule: messenger RNA, 7144 nt
Organism: Hyla sarda
Lineage: Eukaryota; Metazoa; Chordata; Amphibia; Anura; Hylidae
Gene: ROS1
Product: ROS proto-oncogene 1, receptor tyrosine kinase
Exons: 42
Coding region: 1-6813 (2270 amino acids)
Biological process (GO): cell surface receptor protein tyrosine kinase signaling pathway; positive regulation of kinase activity; protein phosphorylation
Cellular component (GO): membrane; signaling receptor complex
Molecular function (GO): protein binding; ATP binding; transmembrane receptor protein tyrosine kinase activity
Source: RefSeq, a predicted model, not a curated record
AUGCAAGCUGCUCCUAACCUAAGCUCCUCUUAUAUCCUCUGGGUUGUAGUCGUUCUGACCAUUGGGAAUUGGUUAUUUUUACAAGGACGUUCUCAGGUUAUACACUGUGAUGUACAAUGCCACUAUUUAAAUGUUUCUGUCAAGAGCAGCCAAGACUUGUUAGAAGACUGUAUUAUUGACCCAACACCUCCUUUUGUGUCCUUUAUUGGAUCACAUAAUGUAACAUUGAGAUGGGAUUUAGCGAAUAUAUCUGGAGCAACAUAUAUGGUUCAGAGCAAAUAUGUGAAUAUUCCAAGUGAAUGGGAGAAUACCAAGAUAAUAACAGAGGCUUUACAUACAAUAAGUAAUCUGCAACCUUACACAGAGUAUUUUUUCCGUGUCAUAUGGAUUAUUUGUCAGCUACAUUUCUACUCCCAGCCCAGCCCUGCCUAUCGGACCCUUGCAUUUGGAGUUCCUGCCUCCCCACCUCUGGUUGAAAGCCUUCACAGUUUUAGCAGCAACGCAAUAGAAGUCAGCUGGCUUCCUCCACUUUUCCCAAAUGGCCCAAUUGUUGGGUACAAUUUGAAACUUUCUGCUGAUGGGGAAAUCCCGAACCACAUUUCAGUGGGUGAGAAGCAACAUUUUCAGUUUUAUGGUACAAAACCAUCAACAACUUACAGGAUUUUUAUCACAGCAGUAAAUGUAGAAGGUGAAGGCCCUGUGGCAGAAGGUAAUAUUACUACGCUGGAAUCAUCAGUUUCAGAUCAGUCUCAGUGGUUCUUUAUGUCACGAAAUGACACUCUUAAACUAUGGGAAAACCUGGAAUAUGCUGUGCAUGAAGCUCAAUGUCUUACAACGCGCAGUACAAUACACAGUGUAUCUGUUAAUGUAUAUACCCAAGAAGUCUAUUUCUCAGAGAACAAUGCCAUUUGGAUGAAAGGAGCCAUUAACAUUACGGACACAUCUGACUUGAAAAUAUUUCACUCUGGCCAUGGGAACAUAACUUCCUUAUGUGUAGACUGGUUACAUAACAAGAUAUAUUUUAUUAUGUACAAACAGUUAUACACAUGCAGUUUAUUGAACUGCACUACUGCCAAUAUUCCAUUACAAGAUGUUCUGAAGCCCAAAAAGAUAGCAGUUGAUCCAUAUAAUGGAUAUUUGUUCCUUCUUCUGGAGGAUGGUAUUCACAGAAUGAUUCUCCCUGAACCUUCUAUCAUAAAAAAUGUAACAGAACAUAUUGUAAAACAAAAUGACAUUCAGGAUUUCAUCCUCACCGUCCAGUCCAAAAGAAUAAUAUAUGCCCUAAAUGCUGGCACAGGCACUUUUUACCUGAUGUCCGUUUUCUUAGAUGGCGCUGAUGAUAAACGCUUGAGACAAAUCAAUGGAGUAUCAAAUAGGGGAAUAAUAAGCUUUCUUUAUUUCAAUGACUCUUUAAUGUUCACUGAUGGAGACAAAGUGUUCUAUGAAGAAUUUGUAAUGAAUACUUACUGGUACAAUGAAUAUUUAGUAACCUGUAACACAGCGGCUCCAUCAUCAUCAGGCUAUAAUAACAUGAUAUUAUAUGGAGAGUCUACACAGCCAAUUCCUGUGCCAGGAUUUCCUGAACAUGUGUCGGUGGUAUUCGGGACAAAAUCCGCUGAAAUUCUUUGGAAGCCACCAAAGCAAACAGUUGGAGCCAGUCCGACAGCUUGGAAAAAGUGGAUAUAUAGAGUAUCUAUAUUAUCAAAACAUGGAGAUCAGCAGAUCAUCUCUAACACUAGUUUAACUGAAAUAAUAUUGACUGGUCUGGACAUAUCUACAUACUAUCAAGUGACGGUACAGGCAUCCUCACCUGCUGGCCAUAGCAAGUGGACAGAACCUGUGGUAGGAACAACUCUAUGUGCAGCUGAAGAGGAACCUUAUUUCCUAGCAGUGGGCUUUACUGGAAUAUGGAGGCAACCUCUAGACAGGUUUGGUGCUGGACAGCUGAUCUCUGACCAAGUCAGACAUGUAUCAGAUCUGGACUGGUACAAUGGCACCAUCUACUGGAGCAAUGGAACAGGUCACAUGUAUCUUUGGAAGAUGAGUAACACAACGCACUAUUCAGCUGUGCAUGUACCUGAGAUUAGGAGAGCUGGUCCCUUGACAUUUGAUUGGAUUGGACAAAACAUCUACUGGGCUGAUAAAGUGAUCCCUAAGAUUUACAGAAUAUCCCUAAAGACACGUGCAAGUGAAACAGUGAAAGUCACCUGGUAUCUGGUAAACAAUUUAGCAGUGGAUUCUGUCAAUGCUUUCUUAUACUGGACAACAGAAUACACAGUGGAGAGCAGCAGACUGAAUGGACAGGACCAUAUGAUUAUUCACAACUUAACAUUGUUUUCGGGUUCACAGGUGGCAGCCAUGACACUAAACCUUAAUGAUGGAAAGAUUUACUGGCUUGUUAAGAAUGGGAUGCACAUCAAUAUGUAUCACACGAACAUACUUAAAGAAGGAACUUUUGACAUGAAGAUUAUAGAACAUGCAUCAUGGGGUUAUUCAGAAAUUGCUCAACAAGCUUUAAUGCUGCAUUGUGAUAGACUCUUUUGGAUAAAUGGUCAAAAAUACAUUACAGUGCAAGAGGUCAACCAAAGCUUUUGUACACCUAUAUCCCAGCCUGCAGAAUUCACAAGUUUUACAUUGGUAUUGAAUGCUCUUAAACCAUUGCCAGGCAAUUUCUCUUAUGCCCCGGAAGUGAUACCUGACAUCAUAUUAAUCUCCUCCUUUGAAAUCAGAGGAAAUUAUUCAGAUUUUAUCAUUCAAUGGACAAAGCCAUCCAAUAUAGAAUAUGGAACAUUAUUCUAUUGUGUUAAGUCUGCAGUGCUACUGCUCCAGCGAGCGCGUGCCCUAGGGGACAAGGACAUGCGCGCCGGAGCAGAGAGGCAGAGGCUGGGACAGGAGAAGCAUCAGCUUGGAAGUGGAUAUGAUAAAUGUCUUACAUCUGAAGCAUUUACUGAAUCAUUCUAUACUGUAAAAGGACUGGAACCAUAUACAGAAUUUGAUUUUGCUGUCACUCCAUACACAUACUGGGGAAAUGGACCUACAACCUCACUAUUGCUCUAUUCACCACAAGGAGUUCCUUCCCCACCUUUAAAUCCUCGGGUAUACAGUUUACAAAAUACAAGCAUAUUUGACCCAAUGGACAUUGGUGUGGAGUUCAGAUGGGACCCUCCAAUGAAGAGCAAUGGUGUAUUGAUACAUUUUGCAAUUUCCUACAGAGUAAUAAAUGAAAGUAAGGAAGCCUAUACAGUUGGUGUGUGGGUUACUGUGAACACAUCAGUAUCAUCAUUUAUUCUGCAUGGUCUAAGUCCAGGACUACUUCUUAAGUUUCAGGUACGAGCUUACACUUCUGCUGGACCUGGACCAUUUUCCAAAAUGGUAGAAGCAUUUAUUUCAGAUAUCCACCCCACUCCAGUUCUGAUCAGCACAUCCCCCAAGAUGAUAACUUUUAAUGACAUGGACAGAAAACAACCAUUGUGGAAUUUAAAAGCCGAAAAUAUAAAGAUGAUUUGUUACAUAGCUCACGAAGCGAAACUGUUUUAUCUGGAUAACAAUACUCUCUUCUUGACAGAUUUAAAAAGCCAGGCUGCCAUUCCGCUAUUGGAGGAUGCCCGUCUCUCUGGAUGUCAAAGUAUGAUGGUAGACUGGAUUGCAAGGCAUAUUUAUGUUACUGUGCAUUCAGAAGAGAACGGUACACAACUAUUCUUGAUUGACCUGGAGCAAAAGGAUAAAGUUCUAAACCAUCAUAACACAUCAGCGGUGUCACCAAAGCUCACCCUACACACUAUUGUAGCCUACCCACUGCUUAGCCGAAUUUAUUGGAUAGACUCUUGGGAUAAUCGUAACAGACUUUCAUUCUAUGAAAUAAUGAAUGAUACAUUAGUAGGUAUUUUGGGAUAUAAUAGGACAAUAAUUCCUACUUCUGAAAAUAAUUGUGACUGCAAUGAGAAUAAUUGUGAUCUAGGAACCAUAAUUGCUUUAGGUACUUCAGAUAAGAAUAUCCCGUACAUAUUCUUCCUAUGUAAUGCCACAUAUAUCUGGGCUUCUGAUUUGGAUGGCUGCCAUUGCUGGAAAGUGAUGAGUGUUGCUCCUUUGCCAGGUACAUCAAUAACCAGUCUUUCAUUGGAUGACUAUUUUAUUUACUGGAGUACUCAAGAAAAUGGAAAUACAAAUAUUUAUUAUGCAAGUAAAAGUGAUAAGGUUCCAAUUUUGUUACAAACAAUACAUGAUGUUGUACAGGUUACAGCAUACAGCACCUCUCUGCAACCCUUCCCAAACAAAGAAUGUCUGAUAUUGGCUUUACCUAUUGAUAAACCCACCAUAUUGAGAACUACAAAUACAAGCAUAACAUUGCAUUUACCUUCAGUUAUGACGGAAGUAAUCUGUCCCCUUAUAAUGAGCUGUACACCAACAUACACAGUUAUAUAUAGAAAACUCCUGAAUGGCGACCACAUGGUUCGGACUUAUUUUACAGACAUCAAUGACACAACAUUAGAAUUUCAGGAGCAGUUAGCAACCAUCCCUGAGUUGCAGCCCUUUUCGGUCUAUGAAUUUGAAGUCAGUGUAAGAAACUAUUAUUUAUUUCUGCUUAAUCAACAACCAUUAGAAGCCACAAUCACUGGGAAGACAUCUUAUGGAGUGCCUGGACCAGCGAAAAUUAAGGAUGUGACUAUUAUAUCAGAUUCUGUAGUCAAUAUCAGUUGGACAGAGCCAAAUGAGCCAAAUGGUCCCCUCGAUAUAAUUCGAUAUCAGAUUAAAGCCAACAAUUUGCCGCCAAUCCCUGCCUCUCCAUUGAAAAAAAGUGAAUUUCCAAGCAAUAUCUUAUCAUGGUCUUUAGAUAGUCUUCAAGCUGGAACUGAAUAUGAGUUUAAGGUCCUUUCAUUUCAUUCAGAUGAGGACUGGUAUUCGGAAAGUAGUGCUGUUUAUGACAAAACAUUUAAUGCUCCAACUGCUCCAUACAACAUUGUUGCGGGGAAUGUAAGUUUAGUACUAGAAUGGAGAGCUCCAGAUGUAUCCAUACAAGAAUUCUGGUUUCAACUAAAGGAGUUCACAGGUCUCAAUAUGUAUAUACCAGAAAAUCAAUACUGCACACAAGGAUUGAUCUACACCUGCACCCUAAUGGGAGUUGUGCCAAAUACAAUCUACCACGUAGAAGCUGUGGUUCGUUUUUCGACUGGAGCCCAGAGUGUUUCUCCACCCACAAAUUUCAAGACAUUAGCUGGUGUUCCGAGUAAACCAGGAAUUCCCCAAAAAGUGCUUGGCAAUGACAAUACCAUCCAGUGGAAAACUGCCAUUGAUAAUGGUUGUAACCUCACAUAUAAUAUACUAGAGUACAGGCAGGUUACUGAUGUUAGAGAGUCAGUCCAGUGGAAAUUGGCAUACAAUGGCUCAUGUCAUGAUAUUUGUAUAUGGAAGUCUAAAGCUUUGGAUGGAACCUUCUACUUUAGAGCGGCUGCUGCCAACAUAAUAGGCCUUGGAAAUUACAGUGACACAAGCAACAAAAUUCAGCUACAUACAGAGACCAGUUCUUUUGAUAACAUCGGGGUUAUUGUUGGCUCUGUCUUAGGUGUUCUUCUAGUCCUUAUAAUAAUGAGUGUUUUUGUUAUUUACAUGCGAUUGAAGAAAAAACGAAAUAAACACAGCCAAAACAGAGAAAACAUAGACAUCAUGCAAGAGGAUAAAGAGCUCGCUAAGCUGCGUGGACUGUCCAAUGCAGUUGGUUUAGCUAAUGCUUGCUAUGCUAUAAGUACUCUACCAACAAAAAGUGAAAUGGAAAACUUACCCAGCUUUCCUCGAGAGAAUUUAGAACUCUGUGUUUUCUUGGGAAGUGGAGCAUUUGGGGAAGUAUAUCAAGGCACUGCUAAGGAUAUCCUUGGUCCUGAAACUGGAACUCAGAAAGUUGCUGUAAAGACUCUAAAAAGUGAUGCAACAGACCAGGAAAAAGUGGAAUUUCUGAAGGAAGCACAUUUGAUGAGUCAGUUUCACCAUCCCAAUAUCCUAAAGCUGCUUGGAGUCUGCCUUUAUAAUGAACCUCAGUACAUUAUCCUGGAAUUAAUGGAUGGUGGGGAUCUGCUGUCAUACUUGCGAGGAGCUCGGGCAAAUACCCUUUUUCAAGAUACAUUGUUGUCAACUGUGGAUCUUCUGGAUAUGUCUCUGGAUGUUUCUAGAGGCUGUACAUAUUUGGAGAAGAUGCAUUUUGUCCACAGAGACUUGGCUGCCCGCAAUUGCUUGGUAUCAGUGAAAGAAUACAAACACCCAAGGAGAAUGGUGAAAAUUGGGGAUUUUGGCCUAGCUAGAGAUGUCUAUAAAAGUGAUUAUUACAGAAAGAAAGGAGAAGGACUUCUACCUGUUCGAUGGAUGGCUCCGGAAUGUCUCAUUGAUGGCAUAUUUACCACUCGCUCUGAUGUUUGGUCAUUUGGUGUUCUUUUAUGGGAAGUUUUCUCUUUCGGACAACAACCUUAUCAAGGAUAUUCCAACAUGGAGGUUUUACAUUAUGUGCGUUCUGGACAGCGAAUGGACUCACCAGACAACUGCCCUGAUGACAUGUGUGACAUGAUGCUGAAAUGUUGGGCUCAAAAUCCUGCUCAGAGACCCAACUUUGCUCAAAUUCAAAAACAGCUUGAAGAAUUGAAAGGUUGCUCUUUAAGAUGCACUCGACCCAAAAAGAAAAGAUUGCUUGUGGGAGGCAUUGAUAAUGCAGGUUUUGAAGAUACAGAUGCUAGUGUUGUGGAAUCAGCUUUAGAAGAAACUGGCUCAUUGACCCUUACAGAAGCGAGAAAUGUAGAUGGCCUCAAUUAUCUAAUGGUAACUACACCAUAAAGCAAUGAAAACAGGGAAAAAUCUUGAUAUCAUCAAAAAAAAAAAAAAAAAGAAAGCCUUGAAUACUCUGAACACUCGGUAAUUUCCAGAAAUAUUUGUAUGUAGCCAGGGAAAAUGGAUGUAACCGAUUCAUUAAAUUGAUGUCUUUAUUACAGGUAAAAAAGAAUUUAGUAACAAGUUCUGUUGACGCUUGUCACAAAUAAAACAAUUGCUAUUGUGUAUGAUUGUUUACUAUUGUUUUUUGUUUAGAAUUUUAUGGUAGUAUUUCCUUUGACUAGUAAAAAAGAAUAGACUUGUUUCCUAAAACCAGCUAUACAAAUUAGAUGCGUUU